GCUGACGUCAUCGGCAAGCGACAGCGUAGGACAACUACAAGAUGGCGGACGCGGUGAACGUUGGCGUUAAUCUGGACGCCUUUUCUCACGCCAUUAGCGGCAUUCAGGCGCUGCGCUCCAGCGUCAGCCGCGUCUUCGAGUCCCUGAAGGACGGUAUGAAGAACCGCGAGACACUGGAAGGCCGCGAGAAGCAAUUUAUCGCCGCCUUCCAGGAGAACCUGCAGGCGGUCAACAGGGACCUCAACGAGCUGGAGCGCCUGAGUGGCCUGGUGGGCCGCCCGUCCGAGUCGCAUCCCCUGCACAACAGUGGCCUCCUCAGUCUGGAUCCGGUCCAGGACAAGACGCCUCUCUACUCGCAGCUGCUGCAGGCCUACAAGUGGUCCAACAAGCUGCAGUACCACGCCGGCCUGGCCUCCAGUCUGCUUAACCAGCAGUCGCUCAAGCGCUCGGCCAAUCAGAUGGGAGCCUCGGCCAAGCGACGGCCCAAAGUCCAGCCCAGCACCCUGGUCCUCCCCCCGCAGUACGUGGACGACGUGAUUUCUCGGAUCGGCCGCCUGUUUCCCGACAUGAGCAUCGAACUUUUCCGACCGAACGGAACGUCCGCCGUGCUGCUGGUGACGCUGGGCAAAGUGCUGAAGGCUAUCGUGGUGAUGCGCUCACUCUUCAUCGACCGAACGUUGGUGCGGGGCUUCAACGAGAACGUUUACGACCACGGCGGCAAGCUGGACAUCUGGACCAAGUCGCAGCAUCAGGUCUUUCAGAAGGUAACGGACCACGCCACCACCGCCCUGCUGCACUACCAACUGCCGCAGAUGCCCGACGUAGUGGUGCGCUCCUUCAUGACUUGGCUGAGGAGCUACAUCAAGCUCUUCCAGUCUCCGUGUCAGCGAUGCGGUCACUUCCUGCAGGACGGCCUACCUCCAACAUGGAGGGACUUCAGGACUUUAGAAGCCUUCCAUGACACCUGCCGCAUGUGAAAGAGGGGGGGGGGAAAAGCACAGGCACACGCAGUUCAUUUCAGGCUCGAGUGGUGUUUUCGUUGAACCUUGGCCGUCUCCUGGUGGGCUGCAAUCUUCAUCAUCAUCUCCCCUUCCUGGAAAAUGUUAAAUGCUCCCCAAAGGAUUUGCACCAGCGCUAAUGAGGAGCGCAUCGCUGUGCCCUUCAUGACUCAUUGAUGAAGGUCAAUUAGGCGGUGGCGGCGUGCUGUCGUGGAUGUCGCACCUGAACGCCACCUGCCGGUCACCCCAGAGUAAAGAGACCCACCGCCGCUUUUUCUUUUGCAGCCUCUGGUUCACCGCUCCGGCCGGGAUCUCCGACUUUUGGCUCCAGACGCAAGCCGAGCAUACGCUCAAAGUUAACGUCAAUGGAUAAAAAACAAGAGAAGGAAAUAAAGUUGUGUUCCACCAA
Molecule: messenger RNA, 1407 nt
Organism: Syngnathus typhle (broad-nosed pipefish)
Lineage: Eukaryota; Metazoa; Chordata; Actinopteri; Syngnathiformes; Syngnathidae
Gene: med27
Product: mediator complex subunit 27
Exons: 8
Coding region: 42-977 (311 amino acids)
Biological process (GO): regulation of transcription by RNA polymerase II
Cellular component (GO): mediator complex
Molecular function (GO): transcription coactivator activity
Source: RefSeq, a predicted model, not a curated record